This is a messenger RNA of Hipposideros armiger (great roundleaf bat), 7246 nucleotides long. It is a transcript of the gene MYO10, whose product is annotated as myosin X. Gene Ontology annotation, molecular function: phosphatidylinositol-3,4,5-trisphosphate binding; actin filament binding; ATP binding. Lineage: Eukaryota; Metazoa; Chordata; Mammalia; Chiroptera; Hipposideridae. Gene Ontology annotation, biological process: regulation of filopodium assembly; signal transduction; cytoskeleton-dependent intracellular transport. The transcript has 38 exons. Bases 69 to 5876 code for a protein of 1935 amino acids. Gene Ontology annotation, cellular component: filopodium; cytoskeleton; myosin complex. The record is from RefSeq and is a predicted model, not a curated record.
ACAUCGGCUCCAUCAUCGCAUCCGUGAACCCCUACAAGACCAUCGCCGGCCUGUACGAGCGCACCACCAUGGAGCGCUACAGCAAGUGCCACCUGGGGGAGCUUCCCCCCCACAUCUUCGCCAUCGCCAACGAGUGCUACCGCUGCCUGUGGAAGCGCCAUGACAACCAGUGCAUCCUCAUCAGUGGUGAAAGCGGGGCAGGUAAAACCGAAAGCACUAAACUGAUCCUCAAGUUUUUAUCAGUCAUCAGUCAGCAGUCUCUGGAGCUGUCUUUGAAGGAGAAGACAUCCUGUGUGGAGCAAGCCAUUCUCGAAAGCAGCCCCAUCAUGGAAGCUUUCGGCAACGCGAAGACUGUGUACAACAGCAACUCCAGUCGCUUCGGGAAGUUUGUUCAGCUGAGCAUCUGUCGGAAUGGGAAUAUUCAGGGCGGGAGAAUUGUAGAUUAUUUAUUAGAAAAAAACCGAGUAGUAAGGCAAAAUCCGGGGGAAAGGAAUUACCACAUAUUCUAUGCACUGCUGGCGGGGCGAGAACAUGAGCAGAGAGAAGAGUUUUAUUUAUCUGUGCCAGAAAACUACCACUACUUGAAUCAAUCUGGAUGUGUAGAAGACAAGACAAUCAAUGACCAGGAAUCCUUCAGAGAAGUUAUUACGGCAAUGGAAGUAAUGCAGUUUAGCAAGGAAGAAGUUCGGGAGGUUCUGAGGUUGCUGGCUGGUAUAUUACACCUUGGGAACAUUGAGUUCAUCACUGCUGGUGGGGCGCAGGUUUCCUUCAAAACGGCCUUGGGCAGGUCUGCAGAGUUACUUGGGCUGGACCCAGCGCAGCUCACGGAUGCCCUGACCCAGAGAUCCAUGUUCCUCAGGGGGGAGGAGAUCCUCACGCCCCUCAACGUCCAACAGGCAGUAGACAGCAGAGACUCCCUGGCCAUGGCACUUUAUGCACGCUGCUUCGAGUGGGUCAUCAAGAAGAUCAACAGCAGAAUCAAAGGCAAAGAUGACUUUAAGUCUGUUGGCAUCCUUGACAUCUUUGGAUUUGAAAACUUUGAGGUUAAUCACUUCGAACAGUUCAACAUCAACUAUGCAAAUGAGAAACUUCAGGAAUAUUUCAACAAGCAUAUUUUUUCUUUAGAACAACUAGAAUAUAGCAGAGAAGGAUUAGUGUGGGAAGAUAUUGACUGGAUAGACAACGGAGAAUGCCUGGACUUGAUCGAGAAGAAACUUGGCCUCCUAGCCCUUAUCAAUGAAGAAAGCCAUUUUCCUCAAGCCACAGACAGCACCUUACUGGAGAAGUUACACAAUCAACAUGCUAAUAACCACUUUUACGUGAAGCCCAGAGUUGCCGUCAACAAUUUUGGAGUGAAACACUAUGCUGGAGAGGUGCAGUAUGACGUUCGGGGCAUCUUGGAGAAGAACAGAGAUACCUUUAGAGAUGACCUUCUCAACUUGCUAAGGGAAAGCCGAUUUGACUUCAUCUAUGACCUCUUUGAACACGUUUCCAGCCGCAAUAACCAGGAUACCUUGAAAUGUGGAAGCAAACAUCGGCGGCCCACGGUCAGCUCCCAGUUCAAGGACUCGCUGCAUUCCUUAAUGGCAACGCUAAGCUCCUCUAAUCCUUUCUUUGUUCGCUGUGUCAAGCCAAACAUGCAGAAGAUGCCAGACCACUUUGACCAGGCGGUUGUGCUGAACCAGCUGCGGUACUCGGGGAUGCUGGAGACGGUGCGGAUCCGCAAAGCUGGGUAUGCAGUCCGAAGACCCUUUCAGGAUUUUUACAAAAGAUAUAAAGUGCUGAUGAGGAACGUGGCUCUGCCUGAGGACGUCAAGGACAAGUGCUCGGCCCUGCUGCAGCUGUACGACUCGUCCCACAGCGAGUGGCAGCUGGGGAAGACGAAGGUCUUCCUUCGAGAAUCCUUGGAGCAGAAACUGGAGAAGCGGCGGGAAGAGGAAGUGACUCGGGCAGCCAUGGUGAUCCGGGCCCACGUCUUGGGCUACUUGGCACGAAAGCAAUAUAGGAAGGUCCUUUGCUGUGUGGUGGUCAUACAGAAGAAUUACAGAGCGUUCCUUUUGAGGAGGAGGUUUCUGCACAUGAGAAAAGCAGCCAUAGUUUUCCAGAAGCAACUCAGAGGUCAGAUUGCUCGGAGAUUGUACAGACAGCUGCUGGUAGAAAAACAAGAGGAGGAAGAAAAGAGGAGACGGGAAGAAGAGGAGAAGAGGAGACGCGAGGAGGAGGAAAGAGAAAGAGAGAAGGCACGAAGAGAAGCUGAGCUCCGCACCCAACAGGCCCGGAAGCAGCAGGAACUGGAGGCCUUGCAGAAGCGGCGGAGGGAAGCCGCGCUGAACCGGGAGCUGGAGAAGCAGAAGGAAAACAAACAGGUGGAAGAGAUCCUCCGCCUGGAGAAGGAAAUCGAGGACCUGCAGCGCAUGAAGGAGCGGCAGGAGCUGUCCUUGACCGAGGCCUCCCUGCAGAAGCUGCAGCAGCUCCGGGACGAGGAGCUCAAGAGGCUGGAGGACGAGGCGUGCCGGGCCGCGCACGAGUUCCUGGAGUCGCUCAACUUCGACGAGAUCGACGAGUGCGUCCGCAACAUCGAGCGCUCGCUGUCGGUGGGGAGCGAGUUUUCGGCGGAGCUGGGCGACCUGGCGGAGACCGCGUGUGGGGAGAAGCCCAGCUUCAACUUCAGCCAGCCCUACCCGGAGGAGGAGGUCGACGAGGGCUUCGAGGCCGACGACGACGCCUUCAAGGACUCGCCCAACCCGAGCGAGCACGGCCACUCGGACCAGCGGACCAGCGGCAUCCGGACGAGUGACGAGUCCUCGGAGGAGGACCCCUACAUGAACGACACCGUGGUGCCCACCAGCCCCAGCGCCGACAGCACCGUGCUCCUGGCCCCCUCCGAGCAGGGCUCCUCCGGCGGGGAGCCCACCUACUGCAUGCCCCAGAACGCGGGGGGCCUGCCCUCCCCGGAGGGCGACUACGACUACGACCAGGAUGACUAUGCGGAUGGCGCCAUCACCUCCGGCAGCAGCGUGACCUUCUCCAACUCCUACAGCAGCCAGUGGUCCCCAGACUACCGAUGCUCCGUGGGGACCUACAACAGCUCCGGGGCCUACCGGUUUAGCUCUGAAGGGGCGCAGUCCUCGUUUGAAGACAGUGAAGAGGACUUUGACUCGAGGUUUGAUACAGACGAUGAGCUUUGCUACCGGCGGGACUCUGUGUACAGCUGUGUCACGCUGCCGUACUUCCAUAGUUUUCUAUACAUGAAAGGUGGCCUGAUGAACUCCUGGAAACGCCGCUGGUGCGUCCUCAAGGACGAAACCUUCCUGUGGUUCCGCUCCAAGCAGGAGGCUCUGAAGCAAGGCUGGCUCCACAAGAAAGGCGGCGGCUCCUCCACGCUGUCCCGGAGGAACUGGAAGAAGCGCUGGUUCGUCCUCCGCCAGUCCAAGCUCAUGUACUUCGAGAACGACAGCGAGGAGAAGCUCAAGGGCACCGUGGAAGUCCGGACGGCGAAAGAGAUCAUAGAUAACACCAGCAAAGAGAACGGGAUCGAUAUCAUUAUGGGCGAUAGGACCUUCCACUUGAUCGCCGAGUCCCCGGAAGAUGCCAGCCAGUGGUUCAGUGUGCUGAGUCAGGUCCACGCAUCCACGGACCAGGAGAUCCGGGAGAUGCACGAUGAACAGGCAAACCCACAAAAUGCUGUGGGCACUUUGGAUGUGGGGCUGAUUGAUUCCGUGUGUGCCUCUGACAGCCCCGAUAGACCCAAUUCGUUUGUGAUCAUCACGGCCAACCGGGUGCUGCACUGCAAUGCCGACACGCCCGAGGAGAUGCACCACUGGAUAACACUGCUGCAGCGAUCCAAGGGGGACGCCAGGGUGGAGGGCCAGGAAUUCAUCGUGAGAGGGUGGUUGCACAAAGAAGUCAAAAACAGCCCAAAGAUGUCUUCCCUGAAACUGAAAAAGCGGUGGUUUGUGCUAACCCACAAUUCCUUGGAUUACUACAAGAGCUCGGAGAAGAAUGCUCUGAAAUUGGGGACCUUGGUUCUCAAUAGCCUCUGCUCAGUUGUCCCUCCGGAUGAGAAGAUUUUCAAAGAGACAGGCUACUGGAAUGUCACCGUGUACGGACGGAAACACUGUUACCGGCUCUACACCAAGCUGCUCAAUGAGGCCACCCGGUGGUCCAGCGCCAUUCAAAAUGUGACUGACACCAAGGCCCCGAUUGACACCCCCACCCAGCAGCUGAUUCAAGACAUCAAGGAGAACUGCCUGAACUCGGACGUGGUGGAGCAGAUUUACAAGCGGAACCCCAUCCUCCGCCAUACCCACCACCCCCUCCACUCCCCACUCCUGCCCCUGCCGUACGGAGACAUAAACCUCAACUUGCUCAAGGACAAAGGCUACACCACCCUCCAGGAUGAAGCCAUCAAGAUCUUCAAUUCCCUGCAGCAGCUGGAAUCCAUGUCUGACCCCGUUCCCAUAAUCCAGGGCAUCCUGCAGACAGGGCAUGACCUCCGACCUCUGCGCGACGAGCUGUACUGCCAGCUUAUCAAGCAGACCAACAAGGUGCCGCAUCCGGGCAGCGCGGGCAACCUGUACAGCUGGGAGAUCCUGACCUGCUUGAGCUGCACCUUUCUGCCGAGUCGGGGCAUUCUCAAGUACCUCAAGUUCCACCUGAAGAGGAUACGGGAACAGUUUCCAGGAACUGAGAUGGAAAAAUACGCCCUCUUCAUUUACGAAUCUCUUAAGAAAACCAAGUGCAGAGAGUUUGUGCCUUCCCGAGACGAAAUAGAAGCUCUGAUCCACAGGCAGGAAAUGACGUCUAUGGUGUACUGCCACGGCGGAGGGUCCUGCAAGAUCACCAUCACCUCCCACACCACGGCUGGGGAGGUGGUGGAGAAGCUGAUCAGAGGCCUGGCCAUGGAGGACAGCAGGAACAUGUUCGCCUUGUUCGAGUCCAACGGACACACCGACAAAGCCAUCGAGAGCCGAACCAUCGUAGCCGACGUGCUAGCUAAGUUUGAAAAGCUGGCUGCUACAUCAGAGGUGGGUGACCUGCCCUGGAAAUUCUACUUCAAACUUUACUGCUUCCUCGACACCGACAACGUGCCAAAAGACAGCGUGGAGUUCGCAUUUAUGUUUGAACAGGCGCACGAAGCCGUCAUCCACGGCCACUACCCGGCCCCUGAAGAAAACCUCCAGGUUCUCGCAGCGCUGCGGCUCCAGUACCUGCAGGGCGACUACGCGUUGCACGCCGCCGUCCCGCCUCUCGAAGAGGUUUACUCGCUGGAGAGGCUCAAGGCCCGCAUCAGCCAGUCCACCAAGAGCUUCACCCCGUGCGAGCGGCUGGAGAAGCGGCGGACGAGCUUCCUGGAGGGCACCCUGCGGCGCAGCUUCCGCACCGGCUCCGUGGUUCGGCAGAAGGCGGAGGAAGGGCAGAUGCUGGACAUGUGGGUCAAGGAGGAAGUCUCCUCCGCGCGAGCCAGCAUCCUGGACAAGUGGAAGAAGUUUCAGGGCAUGAGCCAGGAGCAGGCCAUGGCCAAGUACAUGACCCUGAUCAAGGAGUGGCCUGGUUAUGGGUCGACGCUCUUCGAUGUGGAGUGCAAGGAAGGCGGCUUUCCCCAGGAGCUCUGGUUGGGCGUCAGCGCGGACGCCGUCUCUGUCUACAAGCGUGGGGAGGGGAGACCAUUAGAAGUCUUCCAGUAUGAACACAUCCUCUCUUUUGGGGCACCCCUGGCAAACACAUACAAGAUCGUGGUUGAUGAGAGGGAGCUGCUUUUUGAAACCAGUGAGGUGGUGGACGUGGCGAAACUCAUGAAAGCCUACAUCAGCAUGAUCGUGAAGAAGCGCUACAGCACCUCCCGCUCCGUCAGCAGCCAGGGCAGCUCCAGGUGAAGGCGGGAGUCCAUGUGUCUUCAGUGUCUGACUGCGCCCCCCUGUGACCUCAGCCGGCUCCUGCGUGCCGAGCCCGAAGCAGAGCUGCCCAAGCUCUCCGGAAGCCUCCUGCAAGGGAGGUGUCUCCGAGGGACCUUUCGCCCUGUCCACUUCAGUGAUCAUGUAUUAAGCUGUCAACCUUAACCCAAUUUCCAAAGCUUUACUACUCUUAGAUGACACAUGCCUUAAAGAGAGCGGGAAAAAAAAAACCCAUGCUGCCUCCAAAGCAGCCAGAAGUGCCUUAACUUGUAGAACCAACACUAGUGGACCUUAAAUGUGCUACUGAAGGGGAAUGCUUCCCCCCACUUUGUUGGGGAGACUGACAAAGCUUGGGGGGGGCAUUUAUCCAUCAAUUAUGCACUAACCUCCCAGCCUGAUUUCCCGAUGCUGAGGGAAGGUGAGGGAGUGGGGAGGGGGACAGAGGGACUGCAGGGGACAGUGUAUUUUAGUUGGAGUGCUGCUGGCAGCCUUCCUCGUGGACACGUAUUGCCUUUGUUUCUUUGUUUCAUCUUUUAAGUAGACGUGCUUGCCUGUGCAUGCAUGUGGUCACAAACUCAUCACUUUAAUCAUGGUUUCAUGAGCAUUAAAAGCAAAGGGAAAAGGAUGUGCAAUGGUGUAAACAGUCUGUCUGUAUAUUUUAAUAGUUCAGAGUUAUAGUCUCCAGUUGUUCCUUUAUAAAGUGGUUUUAUCAAUAAACCAGAAGCCUGGCAUUUUCUGUCUUUGCUGUAUUUCGAAAGCCACGUUCGGACUCCCAUUUUGUUGUACGUGUAGCCGAGUCUGCAUUCUAUGUCUGCUGUAUUAUAAACAGGUGUGCAGCCUGCAGGCAACUGUAUUUAUAAACCACUCUUAAACAGCUGGCUCCAAGGCUGUUUUUAGAACUAUAUGAAGUCGUUUUGGAGUCUUUAGUUUCUAAAAGAUUUAAGUUAAAAAAAACCCCACAAAACUGUUUCCUUGAAGGUGAGCUUGUAUCACGCUGGGUAGAUGAUGAUAUAACCAUGUUGAGGAUGUGGGGGGAGAGGCUGCAGUCCGUGAGCGAAUCUUGAUAAAGAACCCUGACACUAAAUGCUGAGGCUUUAAUAAAAUUCACGUAUUUUAUCCCAAGUUUAUCACGGUGGUCUGAAAAAAGGCACCUGUAAAUAAAUCAGCAUUUAUGACCGGAAGAAAAAUGGUCUGCUCUUGGACUUUUAUUUUUAUAUGGAAGAGUUGUAAAGACUUAGGCCAACUAAGUCUGCUCACAAAGAAAAAACAAUUGCCUUAUCCCUACGGACAGCCAUGUGAAAUCAUUGUUUGUUGGCUCAAAACAGUCUGACAAUAAAAGAUAUUAGCUAACA